AUGCACCACUUCUCAACUCAUGGUUACACAUUAUUUAGGGGUGAAAAUUAUGUCUUUUGGGGUGGUCGUGAGGGUUAUCAAACUCUUAUCAGUGCUGAUAUGGAGAGAAGGCUUGACCAUAUGACAUGGUUUUUUGAAGCUGCAUUAGCCUAUAAAAAGAAGAUUGGAUUCAUUGGAACCCUUAUUGAGCCCAAGUCUCAAGAACCCACAAAGCACCAUAGGUGUGGUUGGGAUGCUGUCACAUCUACUAAAUUUUAAGGAAGUAUCGCCUUAUAGAAAAUUGGUGCAGACCCGUUAAAAUAUACCAACAGAUCCUAAAAGUCAUCGCAGACGACGGAUGAAUAUAAGAGAUUUUACUUUAUUCGAGUAUUUUAUUUUUAUUUUUUUGUAUUAAAAUUGCAUUUUAUGCUUUUGCUAUGUAAUUCACAUCUAACCCAUGCAAAGCAUGGGCACCUACACUAGUUAAUAAUAAUAACAAGAAUAUUUUAAUUAAAAA
Messenger RNA from Lactuca virosa, 496 nucleotides. Lineage: Eukaryota; Viridiplantae; Streptophyta; Magnoliopsida; Asterales; Asteraceae. The record is from the annotation of a GenBank genome assembly.